Molecule: messenger RNA, 1551 nt
Organism: Fukomys damarensis (Damara mole-rat)
Lineage: Eukaryota; Metazoa; Chordata; Mammalia; Rodentia; Bathyergidae
Product: tigger transposable element-derived protein 1-like
Exons: 2
Coding region: 1-1551 (516 amino acids)
Cellular component (GO): nucleus
Molecular function (GO): DNA binding
Source: RefSeq, a predicted model, not a curated record
AUGGCCCCUGUGCAGAAAAAGGUUGAAAAGAAAGGAGUUAAGAAGAAGGAGAUGAUUACAGUGGAAGUCAAGAAGGAAAUCAUCAAGAAGUAUGAGCGAGGUAUGCGAGUGGCUGAAAUUGCAAGAUUUUAUAAGAAGUCUACAUCAACCAUUUGCACAAUAUUAAAGAAAAAAGAAGAAAUAAGGGGGCUAGAUGCAGCAAAAGGAGUCACGAGAAUAUCAAAACAACGGCCACGUGUUCUGGAAGAUGUAGAAAAAUUGCUUCUGGUUUGGAUAAAUGAGAAGCAACUGGCAGGUGAUACUGUGACUGAGGGCUUUAUCUGUGAGAAGGCAAAGGCCUUGUAUGCUGACCUCAUAAGUAAACUGCCAGGUGCAUCGGCAGAGAGUGAAGAAGGCUUCAAGGCAAGCAGGGGAUGGUUUGAUAACUUUAAGAGGAGAAGUGGCUUCCAUAGUGUUGUGAGGCACAGAGAGGCUGUGAGUUUGAAUGCUAAGGCAGCUGAGGCAUUUGCUACUGAGUUCCAGAAGCUCAUGGUUUCCGAGUGUUACCUGCCAGAGCAAGUUUUUAACUGCAGCGAGACAGGGCUAUUUUGGAAAAAGAUCCCGAAGAGGACAUAUGUUACAGAAGAGGAGAAUGCAACAGCUGGUCAUAAGCCCGUGAAAGACCGUCUCACCCUCUUGUUUUGUGCUAAUGCAAAUGGGGACUUCAAAGUCAAGCCCCUGCUUGUGUAUCAUUCCAAGAAUCCACCGGGUUUCAAGAAAUGCAAAGUGCAGAAGAGCCAGUUCAACAUUAUGUGUAGAUCCAACAGCAAGGCUUUGCUCACUCGUGUCUUCUUCAUUGAGUGGAUCAAUGAGGUCUUUGGUCCUGCAGUGAAAAAAUACCUUUUAGAAAAGAAUCUGCCACUCAGAGCCUUACUGGUUAUGGGUAAUGCUCCUGCUCAUCCUCCAGGCUUUGAGGAUGACUUGCUGGAGGAAUUCCAGUUCAUGAAGGUCAAGUUCCUUCCUCCCAACACCACUCCAACCCUCCAGCCCAUGGAUCAGCAGGUCAUUUCGGACUUUAAAAAGCUUUACACCAAAGCUCUAUUUCAGCGAUGCUUUGAGGUGACCAGAGGAACAAACCUUACUUUCCAAGAGUUUUGGAAAAAUCAUUUCCACACUGUGAACUGUCUCAAGAUCAUCGAUAAAGCCUGGGAUGGGGUCACCAAGGGAACCCUCAAUUCUGCUUGGAGAAAACUGUGGCCCCAGUGUGUUCUUGGACACGACUUGGGGCUUGCUGAUGACCCAGAGUCAGCAGUUGUAGAAGAAAUUGUGUCCUUGGGGAAGACCAUGGGACUGGAGCUAAAUGAGGAUGACAUUCAAGAGCUGCUGGAGGAGCAUGGCCAGGAGCUGACCACUGAAGAGCUGAUGGAUCUGCAUCGUGAGCAACAGCAAGAGGCUGUAGAGGAGAUCUCAGCAGAGGAGGAGGUGAAAAAGGCAGAGAAACCCCUCACUUCAAAGGAGAUUAGGAAGAUGUUUCUGGAAGUCCUCUUUGAUGAGAGUUUUUAUAAGGUAUGA